This is a messenger RNA of Botrytis cinerea B05.10, 2143 nucleotides long. RefSeq lists its product as hypothetical. NCBI's taxonomy places the organism in Eukaryota, Fungi, Ascomycota, Leotiomycetes, Helotiales, Sclerotiniaceae. Gene Ontology annotation, molecular function: transmembrane transporter activity. The coding region runs from base 222 to 1916 and encodes 564 amino acids. Gene Ontology annotation, biological process: transmembrane transport. The transcript is spliced from 4 exons. The record is from RefSeq and is a predicted model, not a curated record.
GCCGAUUAUUUUAUAUCCGAAAUCGAACAAUUUUAUGAACAGUUCCAAGUGUUGUAGGUGUUCACCUAAUAUCUUUCGGCUUUAAUGCGAAACAAGUGCAAUACCAAGUUCAAGAACCAGCUAAUAACCUUUGGUCUCAGAAGUGAACUUAAUUGUUGUAACGAAACGCUUUCAUCGGAAUCCGACAAUAUUACUCUUUCUUCUGAAUCUCAAAAGACGCUAUGACACCUUCACCAGUACUUUUGGAUGAGGAUAGCUCGACCAGAACAUCGGAGAGCCCACAGCUUGUUGGAGGUUCUGCUACUGAAGCCGGAAAAGUACCCGAGAAGGAAAUAUCUUCUGCCAAUGCCAUAGUCGAAAGAAAUAGAGAUACUGUAGCGGAAAGCUCUACUCGAACAAUCAAUGGGCUUUCCUGGAUUCUAGUGGUGGCUUGCAUCUCAUCGUCGACCUUUUUGUUCGCGAUAGACAACACUAUCGUCGCCGAUAUUCAGACGGCAAUUGUCGAAGAAUUUGACGAAGUGGGGAAGCUAACAUGGGUUUCGGUGGCUUUCAUGCUGGGAGCCGCUGGAACAAAUCUAAUGUGGGGAAAAGCAUAUGGUACAUUCGACGCGAAAUAUGUCUAUAUAUUCACAACCUUAAUUUUCGAGGUCGGCUCCGCGAUAUGUGGAGGCGCUCCCAACAUGAACGCUCUCAUUGUCGGUCGAGCUAUAUGCGGACUAGGAGGAAUAGGAAUGUAUAUCGGUGUCAUGACUGUGAUGUCGGAGAAUACAUCAAAGACUGAGCGGCCAAUAUAUCUUGGAUUGAUAGGUAUACUCUGGGGUAUUGGCACCGUGGUCGGUCCUUUUAUAGGAGGGGCUUUUGCUGAUAGUAGCGCCACAUGGCGAUGGGGAUUCUAUAUCAACCUUUGCAUCGGAGGAGCUUUUGCUCCUGUAUACGUAUUUCUCAUCCCAAACUCCAAACCCCGAUCUAACUUGAGCCUUCUUGGUCGAUGGGGUCAAAUUGACUGGCUAGGUGCUUUAUUCCUCUUGGGUGCCAUAGCAUUCUUGCUGAUGGCCAUUGCCUUCGGUGGUGUAUUAUUUCCAUGGAAUUCUGGAUCUAUCAUUGGCCUUUUCGUUACCGGAGACAUUCUGUUCAUUGCAUUAGCCAUUCAGCAGUCAUAUGUAAUGGGCACAACGGAGGAACACAGAUUGAUUCCGAUAGAAUACCUUCACUCAAAAGAAAUAGUCAUUUUAUUCAUUGAGACAGCCUGCGCUGGAGCAGCAGUGUUCCUUCCAAUAUACUUCAUUCCUAUUUUCUUCGAAAUCAUCCACGGCGAGUCUGCAUUAGGCUCAGGUCUCAAACUCCUCCCAUUUAUUUUGGUCAUGGUUACCAUGACUUUUGUCAAUGGUUUCACACUAUCAAAAUGGGGCUACUAUAUGCCUUGGUAUUUUGGAUGCUCUGCUCUCCAAGUCAUUGGUUCUGCGCUUCUCUAUACUAUUGAAAGAGAUACUUCUAUUAGUGCCAUCUAUGGAUAUACUGUACUCAUGGCAUUUGUCGGCGGUUGGAGCCAGGCAUCAUUUACAGUUGCUCAAUUCCUUGUCGCUCCCAAAGACAUUCCGAUUGUGACUGGUUUCUUGACGUGUGCCCAGUCAGGUGGAGCAGCGCUAUCACUGGCAAUUGGCGACACUGUCUUCCUGAAUACCGCACAGAGUGGUAUAAUGACUCUCCUUCCAAAUCGAAACUCAUCUGAAAUUCAAGGACUCAUCUCUGGUUUGGGAAACUCAUUCUUUGAAACUUUAGAUGAUGAUAUACAAAACGCUAUUUUGGACAUCAUCAUGAGCAGCUUCAAGAAGCUUUUCGUCCUUCCCAUUGCUGCCGGAGCAGUAGCGCUUUCCUUUUCAGUCUUUUUGAAAAGGCAGAAAAUUGACGUCUCUUGAAAAGCUGUGGGUAUUUUUAGGGAACUACCUAGCAUACUUGUUACGGGCCGUCAAUUGUACCAAUGGUCAAAUAAACAAAAUCGAGCUUGUCAAGGGUCAAGAUCAAUAGCUGUGAUUACAUUUAGUAUCUUUUUCUUUCGAGAAGCUCAACAGUUUCUUUAUUAUCUUUACAACCUUAAUUGGUAUAAUAUGAGAAUGAAAUUUCUGAAUAUGAGGUUUCUUUCUGA